Messenger RNA from Perkinsus marinus ATCC 50983, 1605 nucleotides. RefSeq lists its product as hypothetical. NCBI's taxonomy places the organism in Eukaryota, Perkinsozoa, Perkinsida, Perkinsidae. The transcript has 8 exons. Gene Ontology annotation, cellular component: GPI-anchor transamidase complex. The coding region runs from base 1 to 1605 and encodes 534 amino acids. Gene Ontology annotation, biological process: attachment of GPI anchor to protein. The record is from RefSeq and is a predicted model, not a curated record.
AUGGCCAUUGUUGCUGUAGAAGUCAUCUCCAUAGUUUUUGUCUGCUCAUGGAUCAAGCCUAUGCAUACGAUUAAGGCACGUCAUAAAGCCCAGAUAUCAUACGGCCUUGUCGUAGUAGCCAUGUUAUUGGUCUGGACCUGGUUACAAAAGGUGGAGAGACAUCCCUUGCCACAAGUUGAUCCGAUGAGAGAUGAUGGCAAGCAUUGGCCUGCGGUCCUGGUUCAUUCGUGUUCCCUAGAUGACAGUGUCGUGAGGCUAUCAGUGCCGAGCCUAAGGGCGCCCUUUGGGGCCUCGGUGGUUGACAGCUGCUUCAAUGAAGAGCAUCGAGUCGCUCUCAAGAGGGCUGGCUGUGCGACUGAUCCUAGAUCGUCGAGCUGCAUUACUGCGUUGCGGAACAUCGCUGCUGGGUUUUCAGGGAGACCAGGAAUUCUAGAAGAUGGACUUCGCUAUCAUGUCUUCGUUUAUUCAUCUUCUGGUGAACACACCUCGUCGAACAGACCACUUGUGCUGGAAAAUUUUGCAAUCGUUGAUGUCCGUGACCACGCAUUCGGUGUGGAGUGGGUCUAUGAGACUGUAUGGUUCCCCGCGCGAUCUGACAACUUCCGGAAGACUAUGGGAUUUGCACUGUCCAGUCCUCGGCAGCAGUUGACCUUCUUGCUGGUCAAUGACGCUGCUAACUCUGCGAGAGCCCACUGGGACUUUCAGCAUGAUGUGUUCGAUAACUAUAUGAAGCCCCUUGUUGACGGCUAUCUCCAGCAGAUUUUCGACAUUGAAGUUGAUUCACAAGUUGUUCACGGAGCCGUCUUGCCUGCAGCGACUCGCAAGACUAAACGCAAUGGUGUUCACCGGUUGAGGAGUGUCAAGCAACUGCGACAACUACUGACAGAAGCCAGCCGUUGGGGGAGGCCUGAGACCCUCAAGCGUGGGUACAGGAAGCUACCGCACACGAUACAUCUAGCCGCCUAUGUAUCGCCCGAUAAUGUAACAGUCACAGUUGGACCAGCAGACAAGUCAAGUGUGGGCAUUCCUGGCUGGGGUGUGGUCGCCUUCGUCCAAUCAGUGGCUGAUCAUGGCUAUGCUACAGGGAUGUGGCAUGCACACUUGAGGGCUUACCUGGGAUUCGAACCCGUGCCCUCUUGCGACGAAGCUGUCGGCUGGUUGUGUGUCGAUCCGACUAACGGUCUGACCAUACCUGAGGUGUUUGAACUCGUGCGAGAAGCAAUUAUCUUCUAUCGCAAUGCAACACGGAAUACUCUGAUACAGCUCGAUGAUCUGGUUGAAAGCCUCCCUCAAGUGGCCGUCUCACAGGACAUAGCGGCUCGAGCUGCAGUGGCUGCACACAGCAUCGAUAACGAUCUGGUGGAUGCGAAUGAAAUUGGUGUAGCUUUGGAAAUGGCAAGGAAAAGUUAUGAGGAAAGCGUCGAUGUUCUCUACGAUGACAGCAUAUCCGCGAGCAGCUAUUUCAGUCAGGAGUUCACUUUGGCGGUGUAUUUACCGAUCGCCGCGCCUCUUCUCAUUCCAAUUGUCGUUAACCUGUUGCAAGAAGUCCGUCUGUGGCGGAGGAGUCGACACGGGGCUGAAGGAAACCACGAGAAGAUUGACUAG